UUUUUUUAAAAACAAAGUAGAAUAAGUUCCGCGGCGAAGACGGGGCUGGAUCGUUCCCCCUUUCGCGACUUUAUGGAACGUCGACGGUAGUGUGAAAAAUAAAGGACGAUCGAAGGAAUUGUGAUUGGUGGUGUACGAAAAAAGGACGAUCAUCGAAGUGAAUAAUUUUUGAAGAACUUUGGAAAAGAUUGAGUGACCAAAAUGCAAGGGUAUCAGAGGAAUUUCGAGGAUCAACAGAGAGAUCAAAGGGAUGAGGAGACGAUAGUUGUAGAUCUCGUACCGCCGCAGUAUCAACUCAGCCCUCCCCACAGUCCGCCGCCGGGGAACAUGCCGAAAACACCGGAAAAGGAAACCUCGCCGUCGCAUCAGCAACAACAGCAACAACAACAGCCGUUGUCCUCGAUGGAUCCGAAUAUCAGAAGAUACCGUACGGCGUUCACUCGAGAACAAUUGUCUCGUUUGGAGAAAGAAUUUCAUCGGGAAAAUUACGUGAGCAGACCGAGGAGAUGCGAAUUGGCUGCGCAAUUACAUCUACCGGAAUCCACGAUCAAGGUCUGGUUUCAAAAUCGUCGCAUGAAAGACAAGCGGCAACGAAUGGCUAUGGCAUGGCCGUACGCCAUGUACACGGACCCGACGCUAGCUGCCACCCUGCUAGCAGCAGCGACGGCCACCCUACCGCCACCCCCGUAUCACGGUGCACCAGGUUUGCCGACUUCUCACCUGGCCCCGGGUUACCCGGCAGCCGCAGCAGCCGCGUACUACGCGGCCAGAUACACGCCGUAUCCUACCGGUGUUCCAACCACCAGCGCGUCGUCCCUUCAUCGGCCGCAUCCGCGCACCGCAGCCGCUUACCCGGCGCACCCUCAUCUCCUCCAGCAUCACCCGUCGCUGCCGCCCCUGCACUUGUCGGGCCUGGGCGUUCCUACUGUCGCGAACACCGCCUUCCAGGUGAACAACCCACCCACCAGCGCGGCCGCCACCUACAGGCCUACCCUGUUGCCCGAGCUGAGUCCCGUUCACUCGGACACGUCGAGCGAUUGCGACUGCGUCGGCGCGCAGCCACAUCACCCGGCGCAUCACGCCAACGGGCAACAGAUACACGAGAAGACCAGCCCCCCGCUGCCCACCUCCCACCCGUCCCAGCACCUAAAGCUACCAUCGGGCCUGAGCAUCGCGGGUUUGCCAACCAGCAUCCAGACGAUCGGUGCUUUCGAAAGUAAAAAUCCGUACGCCAGCAUCGUCUCGACGCCGACCGUGCAGACGACCAAAAUUGACCCACCGAAAUUAUUCCAGCCGUACAAGAACGAUAUCUCCGAGAGAGCGUAGAAGAUCGAAGGGAAUCGUUUGAAAUACGAAGCUGGCUUCUGAACGAUAGGGGAUGUAUCGACCGGUGAUUGAUAUCGUGUAUUAAUCCUUGCGAUGGUUAAUUGUCAGUUGGAAUUCUGAAGGAAACGCGAUUCUAAUUUACCAGUCGGAUUUUCAUCUUCCUUUCGACGCGUUAGAUGUAAAUGUAAAUAUUAUAAGUUGUAGAUCGAUCUACGAAAUUGUACAAAAUCCCCUGUGUAUUAUAGUCUCCCUUGUAUGUACAAAAGUAAUCGAUCGUGACUGCCAAUCGGAUCGACGAGACUGAGUAUGUGUUUCGUGGUGUAAAUAUGUCGACUGAUUGU
Osmia lignaria (orchard mason bee) is the source of this 1667-nucleotide messenger RNA. It is a transcript of the gene eve, whose product is annotated as segmentation protein even-skipped. Gene Ontology annotation, cellular component: nucleus. Gene Ontology annotation, biological process: regulation of transcription by RNA polymerase II. Gene Ontology annotation, molecular function: RNA polymerase II cis-regulatory region sequence-specific DNA binding; DNA-binding transcription factor activity, RNA polymerase II-specific. The record is from RefSeq and is a predicted model, not a curated record. NCBI's taxonomy places the organism in Eukaryota, Metazoa, Arthropoda, Insecta, Hymenoptera, Megachilidae.